AUGGACGGUGGAGGUGCCACGGGCGCAUUCCUAUUCACCAUGAGCAGGAGCCUGCACUCCGACCACCUGUGGAUCUGGCCGCCCAACAUGUACAUGGACGGGAUCGACGGCACCUGGAUGUCCAUCACCAUUGAGACAGAAAGCAGCCUGCAAGUCCUCCUGUGCCAGAUCGAGGUCUCCCGCGGGGAGGCCCUGCAGCCCAGCCGGCUGUCCCUCAUGUGGCAGCUCUACCCUGGCAGGCUGUACCGCUCCCCCGACUCCAGCUUCUGGCGCAUCGUGUACCACAUCAAGAUCAACGGCGUCGAGGACAUGUUCCUGGAGCAGCUGCCAGACCCGUAG
Molecule: messenger RNA, 339 nt
Organism: Pipistrellus kuhlii (Kuhl's pipistrelle)
Lineage: Eukaryota; Metazoa; Chordata; Mammalia; Chiroptera; Vespertilionidae
Product: T-cell leukemia/lymphoma protein 1A-like
Exons: 1
Coding region: 1-339 (112 amino acids)
Biological process (GO): positive regulation of peptidyl-serine phosphorylation
Molecular function (GO): protein serine/threonine kinase activator activity
Source: RefSeq, a predicted model, not a curated record